Frankliniella occidentalis (western flower thrips) is the source of this 4919-nucleotide messenger RNA. RefSeq lists its product as uncharacterized. Lineage: Eukaryota; Metazoa; Arthropoda; Insecta; Thysanoptera; Thripidae. The record is from RefSeq and is a predicted model, not a curated record. Gene Ontology annotation, biological process: actin cytoskeleton organization. Gene Ontology annotation, molecular function: guanyl-nucleotide exchange factor activity.
UGAGCCCGGCUGAGCUUGCCGUGAGCCGAGCGGCCCAGCGCCCCCAGCACCGCCUGCGCCCGCGCCCAGCCCAGAGCUCUCCGCCCUACUGCGCCGCGAGGACCGCAGCGAGCCCCGCCGUGGAGCGCCGCGUCGCGUCGGCCACCGGGAGUGAAGUGAGGUUAGAGGGCACCCGGGCCGUGCCCAGGGGCGCAGUGCACUGCUGUGGGCGGCGUCGAGCGUGAGGGAAACAGAGUGAACGUGGUAGCAGUAACCCACUCCCCCCCUUCCACGUUGGACUUACUGGACUUACCAUUUCACCAUCCUCGUCGUCUGCUCUGCUCCAUCGCCGAGUGUAUUGUGCACGACUGGCGCCCUCACCAUGCUUCUACUUCUCCUGCUCCUGUUCCGCAUGCUGCUGACGGCCGCCAUGGCCGAGGAGGACGCCAGUGAGGCCGCCAAAUAUCAGCAGCGCCAACCGCGUGCACUGCGUCUCCAGAACUUCAUGGACAACCGUAUUGAGCGAUUUGCAGAUUACGCCAACGACGACGACCCGCUGGACUCUGACUUCGACUCAGAUUUCGACGAGGAUGACGACGUCGACGACGAAAACAACGACGACAAGCCCCGCCGCCCCGCCAGCCAGCGCGUUGCCUAGCUCCGACUGCAGCUCUCCGUUCGGAGGUCCCUAGUAGCAGCUAGUUUACGAACCUUCUUUUUUUGGACGUUAUGGUGUAGUGGUGUCCUCGCGAAGCGCGGGAGUACGGUGUGGUGCUGCCAGAAGCUGGCAGCGGGGAUGAGGUCAUGGUGCUGCGAGCACCACCAGGACUGUGUCCAGGACCUGGCCGACGUGAGAGCCCAUGGACAGCCAUGUGCUGCGGGUGCGAACGCGCGCCCAGGGUGGCGCCCCCGCCCGCAGUAGGCUACGACCCCUCGCCGUGUACAAGCCCAGCUUCAGCCUCAACAACAACAACCAGUGCUACCACCAGGGCGACGACGAGACACAGGCGCUGCUGGGCGCUCCUAGGGCGUCCCCCACAAGGUGCUUGCAGCAGCGCGCCCAGCCGCCGCCCCCGGUGCCCGCGCGGUGCCGCCGCGACGUGGCGCCCUCUGUCGACUGGGACGACAAGCUCGACGGCCAGCACCGGCCGCUGCGGGACUCGCCGCCCUGGGACGGGGAUAGCGCCGAGAGCAACUGCUGCUGUGGCGCCGUGGCGCUGCCCUGGGCGAGGGCCCCGCCGGCCCCGGCAGCCCCGCCGGCCCCACCACCGCCCGUCGCCAGGGCUAUGAAUACGCACGGUAUCUUUAGCCACGGACCCGAGCCGGCCGUCGCCGCUGGCGAGCCGCCCCGCACACUGCCGCCGCCGCCGCUGCACCCGCGGCUGCAACCGCCCCGUACGCCCAGCCGUGGACCCGCGGCCGCGGGCCCGGUGGGCCAAGGGAGCCAGGGCUCGGGGCGCGAGGACGCCGCAGUACACCGCGGCGCGCCGCUCGACCCGCCAUGGACGGGCUCGGGCAGGGAGAUGGUCUCCACCGCCUCGGCCGCUGUGGACGGCGGCGGCGUGGUGGUUGAACGCAGUGUCCCGGAUGACAACGAGGAUGGAGUCGUGAGGAGGAUGCUGCUGGAGGCGUCCGCCGCCCCUCCCCGCCUGCGCAAGGAGCUGCUACCCCCGCUGCCGCCUCUCGCGUCCGCGCCGCUCAGGCGCCGCAUCCUGGUGCGCACCAAGCCCGACAUCCCCUCCCGGCUGUGCUCUGCCGACGCGCCGCUCCCCGCCGGCCACAUGGACAGGUUCAACAAGUUUCGCUUCGGCGGGCGCGUGGGUGACAAGCAGGAGGGCGCGCAGGGCCAGGGCGCUCCCGGGGGCGCGGCGCGCGGCAACGGCCGGACCCGCACCAGCGACAAGACGGAGAGACUCCGCGAGCUGACGGAGAGGCUCAAGGGCGGCUCUGGGGGGUCUGAGCAGCGUGCGGCCGCGCCCCCUUCCCCCUCCCCCUCCCCCAGCCCCAGCCCGACGCCCGGCGCGGCCAGUGCGCCGCAGACGCUAGCCGCGGCCGCGGCGCCAGACAGUCCAGAAGACGCCGACCUGUUCGACUUGCGCCUCGCGCGCCCCGAGUCGCGAGCCAUCGUGGGCUCUUACAUCCAGCGCACCAUCCCGUUCCGGAGCGCCUCCUUCUCGCAAGUCGACUUCUCGGACGGCAAGUACUUUCGGCACUCGCCGCGGGCCACGUGGCUCAAGCCGCUGUCGGCGGCGGCGACGCUGCCGCGUAAGAGGACCGAUGAGCUGAGCAGUCAUCCUUCGCCCACUCCGACCGCCCACUUGAUCGUCGUGGAGCCCAACGAGAGCCACGGCUCUACGCCGUCCGUGGACUCGGCCGUGGAGUCUGCUGUGGACUCGGCUGUCGGCUCUGACGAGGGCUGCUGCUUCGACUCUCCCGUGGUCACCGCCAAGGUGCCGGGCUCGACGAGGUCCAUGACGCACCCGCUGGCGAGCAGACAGGCCAGGAUUGAGACUAGACCGCACGAUGGCGGCGCAUUUCUGUCCGUGGACGGACUGCGUCACCUUGUCCAGGAAGGUGACGAUGUUCUGUCGCAUACUCUGGCCGUGGACACCAACAGGCUCACGAACAGCACCUCCAGUCUGUCGGAUGUAGAGGCGCCGGCGACCUCCCCGUCAGUGGCCUCAGAAGACCGCGGGGACCAGACUGAAGGCAAUCUGAGCCCAUCGCCGACACCGACACCAACUCCUCUACUUCCACCGCCGACUGAACAGGGAGACAUCAAGCCACUCGAUAAUCCCGUGUCGUACGAGGUUUUUGUCAGACAGUUUCCCAACUACAAGGAGUACGAAAAGUGGAUGAACGAGAGUGUCCUGCUUCAGAACGGAGAAGACGUAGGUGACCACCACGAGUGGCGAGAGCAAAUUGACGCCGAGUUUGGCGAGCACCCUCACAUACCUGAGAAACAGUCAAAGCAGGUAACGGCUGACAGCGGCGAACCCCAGUUGCAGCACGAUGACACCAAAGAAAAGACGGAGCAGCAUCUCGCAGAUCAAGCAAACCAGACGGUGGGUGCCGUGCUCGAGCAUGACGACCGCUGCAUCAAUAACUUCGACCCGUCAACGUGCCCCAAGUGUCUGGAGCAGAUGGAGACGGGUCCGUCCAUCCUGCAAAAACUCAAGGCGAGUUUCCACAUGGAGGACCUGGAGUUGGAGCCGCACGAGAAGGAGCUAUUCAGCCGACACAGUGACCUGCUGCUGCGCAAGUGGGCCCCACCCACGGCGUCCCCCAGCAAGACCAAGCACUCCUUCGAGCGAUCCAAGUCUGAGCCCAAGGAAACCCUAAAAGAGGACGCCAAGCCGGCCGCGAGCGCGCCACUGGUGCUGGACCCGUCAGUGGUGCCAUUUCACCGCACCAAGUCCACCGACGAGCCGGAGAGAGGCAGUGGGGGCGCGGUUAGUACCGUAGAACCGCCCAGGAUCUCGCUACCGGACGACAUGAAGGACGCUACGUCUAGGGCUCCACCGUCGCACCAGGACAUGGACGAGCUGCGGCGGCGGCGCCCCAAAGACGAGCCACGGCGGUGGCUGGAGCGGCCCAAGCUCAUCUGCCAGAGCUCGGACGAGCGCGAUGACGAGAGCUCGGCAGGCUCGGCGACCCCGUCGCGCCCAAGGUUCCCGAUGAUCGGCAGGUCCGACUCGCUGUCCGAGGGCGAGAGCGACCAGGGCGACCGCAGGCCGAGCACACCGAGCAGGGCGUCGCCGUCGCUGUACUCGCACCUCGAUCUGUCCGACUCGGAGGGCCGCGGUGGCUCCGCCGCACCCACGCAGCCCGGGGGCUCCGGGUCGCGCAGCCCCCACACCCCGCGGCGCUACUCGAAGCGCCCGCUCCGCGGCCCUUACGGGCAGAUGCUCGAGGCGGAGAUGAAAAAGCCGGACGCCAACCGAAAGCUGUCGCAGUACACGGAGGACCUCAAGUUCCUCGAGGCUUUCCCCACCAAGCAGGGGUCCUCGCAAUCUCUGGUCGUGUCCUCGUCGUCGCCGCCUACAGCGUCGGGUUCCGCGGAGCUGACGCGGUCCGUGUCCUCAGGGGAGCAGCGUCAGGCGGCUGCCCCCAGGAGCAGGCACCAGGGCGCCGGCGGCCAUUCCAUGGACGACUCGCAGCUGCGCGCCACCGCCCUGCCGUCCCCGUUGGCGGCUGCCCCCGGCGGCGCCCCUAAAAGGAAGGUGUCGGCCGUGGACCUGCCCUUCGCGUCGCUGCACCCGGGGGUGGGCGGCGGGUGCGGCGCGGGGCCGGGCAGCGGCGGCCUGCCGGUGUGUCACCAGCGGACCACGUCCAGCCCCUCGCAGCUUGAGGGCAUUGCCCUGCGCGCCGACAUGGAGGCCUUCAGGAGGUCCGGCGUCCACACCUCCCCGCCGCACAGCCUAAAGGAAGCCGCGGCCAAAGAGGACGCCGCCAAGAGAAAUUGGAAGGACACGAGAACUCACGUUGUGGUAGAGUUGUACGAGACGGAGCGGUCAUAUGUCGAGUCCUUGGAGUUCCUCGUCAAGGAGUACAUGCAGCCGCUGAAGAAACCAGAAAAUGCGGGGAUGGUCGACUCGGAGCUGGUUGAACAGAUUUUCUAUCAGGUCCCUGCCAUCCUUGCUCUCCACCAAGAGUUCCUUGACGAUCUCCAAAAACGGCUCGAGAAUUGGGACUUCCAGCAGAAAGUGGGCGACGUCCUCCUUAACGCGUUCACGAAACGUUCCGUCAUCGAGACGUACACCGCCUUCAUCAAUAACUGGAAGACGGCCAAGGAAGCCAUCAAGAGCACGUGCCAGGCCAAACCGGCCUUUGCCAGAUACCUAGAGGCGAUGGCACGUGAGCACAAGGGGAAGCUGGACAUCGACUCGCUGCUCAUUAAGCUUGUGCAGCGAAUACCUGGAUAUGAACUGCUCAUUCAA